AGUCUGUCUAUUAUACCGUGUAUACGUGUAACAUAUCCUCGUACUAUUUCGUUAUACAAAUAGUAUAGGUUUAUUGAAAUGACUUUAUUAAGAAAAGCAUGUUCUGCUUUAAUUGUUAAUGCAAGAAGAUAUAGUUCUAAUAUACAGAACAAAAAGCCCCCGAAAAUUUUAAUCACGGGAGGACUAGGACAAUUAGGGGUCGAGUGUGCAAAAUAUUUACGAGCAAAAUAUGGAAAAGAAAAUGUUAUAUUGUCUGACAUUAUCAAACCAUCAAACGAGAUUUUCAAAGAUGGACCAUACAUUUUUGCGGAUAUUUUAGAUUUUAAAGGUCUUCAGAAGAUCGUGGUAGAUCACAGAGUAGAUUGGCUUAUACACUUCUCUGCACUUCUUAGUGCCAUCGGUGAACAAAACGUACCACUAGCAGUGAGAGUAAAUAUAGAAGGAAUGCAUAAUGUUAUUGAACUUGCCAAACAAUACGGACUCCGUAUCUUCGUACCAAGUACUAUCGGCGCAUUUGGACCUGAUUCACCAAGAAAUCCAACCCCAAACAUUACUAUACAAAGACCGAGAACUAUUUAUGGUGUUUCUAAAGUGCACGCGGAGUUGCUAGGCGAAUAUUACUUCCACAAGUUUGGAUUGGACUUUCGUUGUUUAAGAUUUCCUGGUGUUAUUUCAAGUGACCCUCCAGGUGGUGGCACUACAGAUUAUGCUAUUGCAAUUUUCCACGAAGUGUUGAGAAAAGGCCAUUACGAAUGUUAUCUAAAACCUGAUACCAGGCUGCCGAUGAUGCACGUAAAGGAUGCCCUACGCGCACUUUCAGAAUUCUUAGAAGCACCAAAUGACUUACUACACAGAAGGGUAUACAACGUCACAUCAAUGAGCUUUACUCCUGAAGAAUUAGCUGACAAGAUGAUAAAACACAUUCCAGACUUCACCAUCACGUAUAAACCUGAUAGUCGGCAGGAUAUUGCUGAUUCCUGGCCACAAGAAUUUGAUGAUAGCGAAGCAAGACGAGACUGGAACUGGAAACCUAACGUCGAUUUAGAAAAUUUAGUAUCACUAAUGGUGAAGGAAGUGAAAGAAAAAAUAGUUGCUAAUGGCUUUUAAUAAAAUUCUAUAAUGUG
Molecule: messenger RNA, 1124 nt
Organism: Melitaea cinxia (Glanville fritillary)
Lineage: Eukaryota; Metazoa; Arthropoda; Insecta; Lepidoptera; Nymphalidae
Gene: Tdh
Product: L-threonine 3-dehydrogenase, mitochondrial
Exons: 4
Coding region: 79-1107 (342 amino acids)
Biological process (GO): L-threonine catabolic process
Molecular function (GO): L-threonine 3-dehydrogenase activity
Source: RefSeq, a predicted model, not a curated record